UCAAAUUAAAUGGUAAAUGAUCUUUCUUUUUAAUCAAUCCAUCUAAUCUCGUAAUGAAUUAUCAUAUACAUAAAAACAUAUAUAUGAUAUAUUAAAAUUGAUGUAAUUUACCAUACUUGCCAAAGGACACCCAUGCCAAAGGACACCCAGGUAGCAGUUUUUUCCCCUCUGAGUGAUAUCAAAAGAGGACAACAAUUAUACAAACAAAACUACCUAGGAACCCCCUACAAACGACACCCUAAUGAAGCCACCCAAAUAAAGUCGAAAGACUCUAACUCUACUGGAGACAAAAGCAGUGCUUUACAUGCCACUCUAUGGCCAGCACUUGGCGGCUCUAGGAACCACCCUAAACUAUAUACAAACUGACAAAGAGUCUACGAUCUGACGAUACUCCCGCAACACUGGACCUCCAAAGGAAUCUUCUAUGACAUCAUGACGGAUCUGGUGACGAACUCCUCGGAACCACCUUCUACUAUCACAAGAGACAAGGUCUUGAGACAACAAUGGAGAUAACAUAUCUUACAGCUAGGAGCUAUGCCAUGAAAGGGGUAGACUACUCCUUGGUGACGCAUAUCGGCUGUCAGCACCACAUGCCCGUCUGACCCACAGAUAACAAGACCAAAUGAGUACCCAGAGUCACGAGCAGUUACGUCGAAGUUGAAUUUCAAAUAGUCGUUUGGUGGAGGCUCUCAGGCGGCCGGAGGAGGGAUUGGAAGUUAGGGCUCGUUUGCUUCAAGGAGGGUUGGACGCCCAUAAUUGUGGUUAGGGUUGUCAUUUCUAUUGUCGAGAGUAUCCCAUAUGAAUGAAUCUUAUAUCAUCUUCUUUCACGUCCAAUCAUAUGCGAGAGUCAAAUCUGUAGGUUUGAAAUUUGAACAAAUUAUCCCACCAUGUCGUGCACAUCAAUUAUUAACAGUGAGGGUGGUGACAAUUCAAACACAAAACCUAGAGAUCAAAGAUUUUAAUGUCAUGUCAAAAAUCGAUUGGUCAAAAUAAUUCAAAUUAUUGGAGCGAUUUAUUCUCAACAUAAACGAUGAUAUACAUAUUCCAUAUGUAAAUCCCUCUUAACAACUACAGUUAUCAAGACCAACCAAUUUUUCACGGUACCUACCACCACCGUAAGUAUUAAUAGGAAAAAAAAACAAAUAUAUCAACAUAAAUUUCAGUGAGAAACUUCAUGAGUGUUCUUGGUAAUGGGAGCUGGCCGGUGGGGUUGCUAGCUAGAUCGGUGGCUGAUUCAUGGUGUGAAUUGGGAUUGUUCCUAUCUCAGAGAAUGUUAGGGGUCGUUUGCUUCUAGGAUUUUAGAAAAUGAGGGAUUAUGAUAAAACCUUGGAUUUUGAAUAUGAGAGAUUAUGUUGGAUUUUGAUUAUGUUGGAUUUUGAAACUUCCAUGUUUGUUUGUAGGAUUUGGUAAUGGCUUUUAGUAGGUUGGAAUUAUGGCUUGAUGGGGGAAAUUACUUUCUUAUCCUUAAUAAACCACUUUUUACUUUACUUGUAUUUUGAAUGUUUUUGUAUAUACAUGAAGAAUUAGCAUAUGUAAAAAUGGCAGCAACAUCCAUACUAUUUGGUCAUAUUGUAUACACGCAAGAAGCCAUUAAAGUAAAUUGAAACUCUCAACCCAAACCAAUAAUGUCGAAAGGAAAAUCAAGGGUUUGGAUUGGAUUAUAAAAAAAGAGGAUGUAAGCAUGAAAUAAUUAAUUGUUGAGCUUCAUAUAAAAGGAAGACAAAACGACGAUAGGCAGAGAUGGAAAAGGUUGCCGGAGCUUUUUGCUGUGUUGCAAUCCCUUGGCAACGAAGAGACAAAGUUGAUGAGAUGAGAGUGUAGACAAAAGUCCUCAGUAGAGAUAAUAAUAACCGAGGGCAAAAUUGGAUUACACAAAAUGAGUGGGGGUAACACGGUCAUUAAACAUCAUGGAUUAUAUCUAUCUUCCAAAAUCCUAGCUAUAGAGGUAAGAUUUUAUAAUCCAUGGGGCCCACGGAUUUUAGCUCCAAAUAAUCCAAUAUUAGUGGACCCCACAGAUUGAAACAAAAUCCAUUAUAUGCUAACAAACAUGGAUUCAUUAUAAAGUCCAACAUAUGUUGGAUUUUGGGCCAAAAUCCAACACCAAAAUACCAAAAGCAAACGACCUCUUGGUUCAUUUGGGUUUUGAAUAAACCAUUGUUUGCUUGUUGGAUUUCAUGAUGGAUUUUGUUGAAAUAUAUUUGUGGUUAUAUUAUGCAUUUACCUCAUUGCCCUUACUAACCCUUAUUUAAUUUUUGUAUUAUUAUUAUUAUUAUUAUUAUUAUUAUUGUUAGAAACAAAACUGCCUCCCAUCCCUUUAGCCUCGUCCCAAUCCUCACUUCAUCUCAUCCUUUCAUACUCACAGUGGUCAUGGCAACCUUCUGUUAUUAUCGUUAUUAGAAUUUUAUAUAUAAUCAAAAUGGUCGUGGCAAUCCAUGUUUAACCUUCAAUCCAUGUUCACAAGCUCUUCCGGCGAUGUUUUUCUCCAGCGACGCAAGCCAUCCGAGUUCGUCUUCUGAGAUUUUUUUUACUUUGUUUGUUUCUUCUCUCCUUUUGUCUUUCCUUGUCUCUGCGGGUAGGGGUGGGCAUCAGUUUGGUUCGGUCGAAAUCGAACCGAAAAUGAGCAUAUCGGAUCUCCCGAUCUCUCUACAUGUGAAACCGAAUUCGAACCGAAAUAUAAAUCGGUUCAGUUUGGCCGAAUCGAGUUAUAUUUCGGUUCAGGAUCCCGACAAAACCGAAAUUCCACAACCUUCCCCUGCCUUCCUCUUUUCUUCCUCUGCCUUCCACUUUUUUAUGUACGCUACUUCCUCUCUCUACGCAGAAGACAUGCUUCCUCUUCCUCUCCCUCUAUUCCACCUCUCCAUCUCUCUCCAUCUCUACAACUUCUUCCACCUUUUACCACCACCAAACACUCUCUCCGAUUCUGGCCUCUCUACUCUCUCCUUUCAUCAGUCUCCGACUUCUCUCUCUGGCAUCUUCGCUCUCUCCCUCGAUCUCCGCUUCUACAACUCGCUUCGCUUAUCCCCUUCCCCCGUCGCCACUAUCUCCCUCCUCAGUGUCUCUCGCUCUCCGGGAAGAAUCUGCAGAAGACGAGAUCUGUCUCAUGCUCGCCUCCGCUCUAUACUCCGCCUCCAACUACAAGAGCGCGGCGUCGCCGCUGAUUCGAGCUCCGAAGACAGGGACAACAACUUAGAGGGAGAACUAAGCUUGUUCUCUUCUUCGAUUGUCGUCAGUCGCAAGUCGCAAUUGGAGAAAAAAGGUCGCGAUCGGAGGUCAGAGAAGAUUCCACCUUCAGUGGGAACAAUAAUUCUAGUCGGCGCUAGGGGUUCGAUUGGGUUGAGGAGGAGCAGGGAUGAGAGUCUAUUAGGGUUAGGAAUUUAGGGUGGGCUCUUAGAGUUAGUGAGUGGGCUGAGCUUGCAGUAGAGAGGGGAAUUGGGUGUAUGGUCAGUCAUUUUGGGUUGUGAGAGAGUGGGCUUCACUUAAAAUAUGAGUUGAUUAGUUUAGUUCGGUUUUUCGGUUCGGUCUAUCGGAAUUCGGGUUCGGUUGGCAGACCCUGGUUUUCGAAACAUGAGCUUCUGCCUUCCGAUUUUCGAACCGAUCAAUGUGAAUUUCGGUUUCGGUCGGUUCGGCUUCAGUUCAGGUAGGUUCAGAGAGUUGAACCCGAACCGGAUGCCCACCCCUAUAUGCGGGGAACGAGUUAGAAGAAAAAGGAAGAGGAUAGGUUGGGCAUUAGAAAAAUAAGUGGGGAUACAAUGGUAAAGAACUAUCAUGGAUUUUGUAGCCUAUCCCAAAUCCCACCUUUGGGCUGGUUUUUUCAAGUCCAUGGGACCCAGGAAUUUGGUACCUCAAAGUCUGUGAGCCCAUGGAUUUAUCUUCUCAAAUUCCAUCAAGCAAACAAAGGUUUUGGUCACAA
This is a messenger RNA of Linum trigynum, 3910 nucleotides long. Lineage: Eukaryota; Viridiplantae; Streptophyta; Magnoliopsida; Malpighiales; Linaceae. The record is from the annotation of a GenBank genome assembly.